Coccinella septempunctata (seven-spotted ladybird) is the source of this 1911-nucleotide messenger RNA. Its product is annotated as rho GTPase-activating protein gacJ. Gene Ontology annotation, biological process: regulation of DNA-templated transcription. Lineage: Eukaryota; Metazoa; Arthropoda; Insecta; Coleoptera; Coccinellidae. The record is from RefSeq and is a predicted model, not a curated record. Gene Ontology annotation, molecular function: protein binding; RNA binding. The transcript has 4 exons. The coding region runs from base 298 to 1701 and encodes 467 amino acids.
CACCAGAGUGGAGACUCCUUCCGAACAGAAAACUUGCUUUCAACGGGCGGUCGUAUGCGCGUGGAUAGCGUGAUCUACAGCUAGUUCAGUCAGUCACUGUAUCGCCUUGGCGUAGGUAACACUCCGUCCGAUUUUGUACCGACCUAGUGCGCUACGUGUGCAGAUCAGCUGUUAGCAACUCAGUGAUUCAGUCAGGGGAAUACACCGCAAAUUGUGCCAUAUUUGGAUUUAAACUCACAUGGAUCAGGAUUACGCUUUCCCAAUCGAAAUCGAGAAAAAGUGUGAGCUGAUAAGUCGAUGAUUUCGGCAGGCGUUGAUGGACGAUUGCCUUACAUGACCUACCCCGAGCCUUGGCGGGGACCGCCUAAGCAGCCCCCUGCUGAAUUCUUGAGGCCGGCCCCCAAACCACUACCCAACAAUAGGUACAAUGGCAUGAUAGCCUCUUCCCCAAAUGGCACGAGACUGGCGCCUCCCCAGCGACCCAUCACCACCAAAUACGCACCCCAACCUUCCAUCAUAACCCCAGUCAACCUAGCCCAGCAUAAGGAAGAGACGCCCAUGGAAGACUUACAGCAGUUCAACGCCUAUGCGAGGCUUUUUCCGCACAAUGCGCAUUUCACGCCAUUCGCCCACUAUCCAGCCCUCUACCCGCAUUACGCCCACACGAUGAUGCGUCAAGCAAACUUCCCUCAAACCCCCCUAUCGCCCCUCGAAACGUUCUCACCCACGACCCCCACAGGAACCACCAGUUCAACCUUCCUGUCGCCAUCUUACAGCCCUCCCUCAGUCUUGAAACCCUCCCAAACGAUAGUCAGAGAAAAGAGGACGCCUCCCCACACCCAAACCUCCCAAAUACCCUCUCCCAACCAAGGUAGCUUCAAGGUACCCUCGGGAAAGGAAGGGUCCCUGAAGCACAGGAUAUUGGUGAGGCCGGAGGAUGUGCCGAGGAGUACGAAUUCCGGACCGUUGGACCUGCAGAAACCCGUCGAGGCUAGCCGGAAGAGGCUGAUGGCGUCCAUGUCACCUCCGAGGUCUCCGAAGAGGUACCACAACAGCAACACGAUGAACAACGUUGGUUUUUCGGCCGGAUCUCUGAUACAGUUGGCCAGUGGGGGUUUGAAGAAGGUGGAAGAGAUGAAAACGGAAGAUUUUAUAUGUUCGGCUGAUAAUAACGCGGAACUGAGGUUGGAGGAGAGCACUGUGGUGAAAAUAGACGAGAACAAGACGACUGGAAACAUAAAUGUUACGCUCAGCUACAAUCAGAGGAGGAUGCAGGUUACCGUAGAAUCCACAAUAGAGCACCCAUACUUCAUCUACGGACAAGGAUGGGCUUCCUACAGCCCAGAAAAAACGUUUCAGUGUUACGGACUGAAAGUGAACAGGUUACAAGUGGGCGAUAUCCUUGUAUCCCUCACUCCAAGAGAACCACCACGUGAACACAAAUACCAACCAGAAAGGAGUUCAACAGUUGUGACCACGACGAUGACGUCUGCCCUACAGCCGCAGGUUUCGUCGACAGUGUCAACCAGCUCAAACCAUCAUGAAAGUCAGCCUCAAACACAACCAUUGAACCUACACAAUUCGAAUCAGCCCCAUAGGACCCUAUCUCCAGACAGCCUGGCCGCCAGGAAAAGGAGAUGGUCAGCUCCAGAUCAAAUCAGCGAAGAGGAGAUCAACAGUAGGAGGCAUCGUGGCGAGUAAUAAGGUUUCUUUAAAUUGACUGAAUUGUUUAAAUUACGAUCGUGAUAGAUCGUAACAAACUCGAUGUUAAAUUGUGCUACGUUCACAUACGUUUUGUAUAUUGUACAUAUGUAUUUUUGUUUCCUGUUUGAAUGUUGAUUCUGGGAAGUGGUCACGGUUAGCUUGAGCUUGAUCUGGUAUCGAGUCUUGAUCAGAUUUGCGCGUUAUUCA